ACCCAUUUUUACCCUCCGAGCCACCGAAGGUAUGAGUACGCAUAGAUUUAGAGCCGCCGCCCAUGAAAGGGACCUCCUCCUCCAAUGACGACGGAUGCUGCGGUGGCAGGACUGCACUCUCUAGACCUCAAUGCAAUUGCGAGUCGGUUUGAAUCUAUCUUCAACGCCAGAGGAUCUCCCCCUUCCCUACGUCGCUCCUCGCACCCAUCCCUGUCUUAAUAGCCCCCCGCCGCCUCGCCUCGCCUCCGCCGCCGCUCAAUCCAUAUUUCUUCGUCGCCGACAUAUUACACAUCGCACCCCAAGAACACCUAAUAUCCUGAAGAAGAAGUAGAAGUAGAGGCGAUGCUGCUCUCCAGAGAAUUGUCCCGAGUUUCCAGAGGCGGGGUCAGUAGAUUCAGAAGGCUGUUAUGUUUUCCUGCCGAGGAGCUCCAUCAUCGGCAUCACUUGGUUUCCCGCACGAGCCUCUUGUCCCCCAUAGAUGUAUCCCAAAAGGUUUCAGGUAGGAGGGAGAUUUAUGAGUGGGUUUCAGGUGCUAUGAGAAGUAUGGGGCAGCAGGUUUAUCAACAAAACAGUGUUUUAGCUGAGGAACAAUUGGAUCCAUUUUCACUAGUGGCUGAUGAAUUAUCACUUGUGGCCGACAAGCUGAGAUCGAUGGUUGUUGCAGAGGUUCCUAAACUUGCUUCAGCAGCUGAGUAUUUCUUUAAAAAAGGGGUGGAAGGAAAGAGGCUUCGACCUACGGUUGUGCUUUUGAUGGCAACAGCAUUAAAUGCACCAGUGACAAAAUCACCAACUGAGGUAACUUUUGAUUCUUCCCCCAUGGAAGUCCGCAGAAGACAACAUUGCAUAGCGGAGAUCAUUGAGAUGAUCCAUGUUGCUAGUCUACUUCAUGAUGAUGUACUGGAUGAUGCUGAAACAAGGCGGGGAAUAGGUUCGCUGAACUUUGUAAUGGGAAAUAAGGUGCACUUUGCUUCUCUCUCUUCUUUUUAUUUUUACUUAGAAAUUGAUGAACUGAUUUAAUUUGUUGCUUCUGGAUUUCACAGCUCUCAGAUUUAAUUUGACAUAUCUAUUACCAUUAAUAACUUAGUUUUACAGACCUCUUAUCCCAAUCAGAGGGUACAAUAUACCUCUACAAAAUAGAUCAACAAUUGCAUUCCUCAAGGGAUGAAACAAACAUGUCAUGACGCCAUGCCUGAAGGUCCUUCAAAAGUAACAAAGAUACCCAAUCUCCAAAGAACAUGUACUUUGAAGAAGGAAAACAGAUUCUUCAUCUUUCGACCUCUACAAAAUCUUAACCACCUUCCCAUGUUCCACAACUUUCGUACAGACAAAUAAAUGCAGGUUUGCUGUUCAAUGGACCAUAGAACAGUGAAUUUGACAAACAAAGCACAACCAAAAUGUGUGAGGGAGGAAGAAACACAACGAACUCUUGGGGUUCUUGAAGGUGUAUGACGUGCUUCUUCGAUUGAUCAAAACUCCAAGUCUUGUGAAAUCUGAAAGCUAAUAAGCCUUCCCUACCUUCUUUUCUUUUGAUUACUUGUUUGGUUGCGAUAUACCCUUAGAAUAAAAAAUUUGAAGUAUCUUCUAUUAUUUACUUCUCAAAGUGACUGAAUCAAUGUUUGAGGAUUUUGCAGCUACACCUCUUUUCUCCCAUAAACCCUCCCCUGGUCCAUUUACUAUUCAGCCCUCACUCUCUCUCCACAAACUCUUUUUUUCUCUCUAAAAACUAAAGAACUCUUAUUUACACAACCAGCUAGUUGCCCAUUCAGGAAUUCUUUGGUUUUACUAACAAUUCUCUAUCUAACAAACCGAGAUUGCCAUUUAGUCCUUUAGUACAGAGUAUUACUUUUGCUACACUUAGGGACUCUAUUUAUUUUCCUAAAAAAGGGACUCUAUUUUUAGUCACAUUUAGUUUUUCCAUUCAUUUUUCUGAUUAAAACACAUCAAAAUUGAUCAUACUUUGGUGUGUUGGAAAUAUAAUUUUCACCGUUAUUAUGCUAUUGAAAAAGCACAUCAGAGUAUGAUCAAUUUUUCACCGUUAUUGAACAAAAAGCUCUUUAUGGAUGUUACUUUUAGACCCAGUCACGGGCGUGGGCUCCUACCCAGCCCGCAAAAAGAGGGCUUGGG
This is a messenger RNA of Cuscuta campestris, 2124 nucleotides long. Lineage: Eukaryota; Viridiplantae; Streptophyta; Magnoliopsida; Solanales; Convolvulaceae. The record is from the annotation of a GenBank genome assembly.